GGAGGAGGAAGGGAGAGUCGGCUCAGCCCAGGCCUCCAGCCCAUGCGGGAGAGCCCCCCGGGGGCGGGCCGGGGCGGGAUGCGGCUCCCCGGCCGGCUGGGCGCGCUCCGCAGCACGCCCCUGCUGGCCCGGCCACCGGGGAGGGCCCGGGCACGGCCGGCAGCGGGCAGGCGAACCUUGGCCCGCGGGCGGCUGGGCGGAACCAUGGCAGAGGAGGCCAAGAGGCUGGCCGCCUGCGCGGCGGUGGACAAGCACGUCCAGAACAAUCAAGUCCUUGGGAUUGGAAGUGGUUCUACAAUUGUCCAUGCGGUGCAUCGAUUAGCUGAGCGUGUUAAACAGGAGAACCUGACAAUUGUCUGCAUCCCUACGUCUUUUCAGGCCCGUCAGCUGAUCCUGCAGAACGGCUUAACGCUAAGUGACUUGGACCGACACCCAGAGCUUGACGUGGCCAUCGAUGGAGCAGAUGAAGUGGACUCUGACCUCAACCUUAUCAAAGGUGGCGGUGGUUGCUUGACACAGGAGAAGAUUGUUGCAGGAUAUGCAAAAUGCUUCAUUGUUAUUGCUGAUUACAGGAAAAAAUCCAAGAGCCUUGGGGAGCAGUGGAAGAAGGGAAUUCCUAUCGAAGUCAUCCCCAUGGCUUAUGUCCCUGUCACCAGAGCCCUGACCAAAAACUUUGGGGGUGCUGUGGAGCUGCGGAUGGCUGUCAGCAAAGCGGGCCCCGUGGUGACAGACAAUGGGAACUUCAUCCUGGACUGGAAGUUUGACAAGGUUCAUGAAUGGAGUGAAGUGAACACUGCUAUAAAAAUGAUACCAGGUGUGGUGGAGACGGGGCUCUUCAUCAACAUGGCAGAGGUGGUUUACUUUGGCAUGGAGGACGGCUCGGUCAGCGUGAGGGAGAAGCAGCCUCACUGAUGCCAGCACAGGGCCUGCCCUGCUUUGCCUUGGGCCACUUUGGUUCAGCUCUUGCAAUGGUGCCAACCCAACGUUUUGCCUUAACCAGCAGCGGUUGUCACAGGAGAAGGAUGGGAAGUUGAUCAGAAUCCGCUGAUGGGAUGCUGAAUGUCUUUUUUUUAAAAAAAACAAACAAUCAAACCACAAAAAAAAUUAUAUUCUAUUUCUAUAUAUAUAUUUUUACUUUACAGGAAUGUUGUCUUUUUCUUUUUUAAAAAGAAUCAUUUAAAUGAAUUGCUUUAAUGUUUUUAUUUUGUUUUCUAAGAAAUACUUACCAAAAAGAAUACUGCUUAGUUUUGUGUUUUGUUUUUUUUCUCUUUUUAUUUUUUUUUUCUUGUUUUAAACAGAACUUGAACUCUUCUGGUUGCUCCUUAGUGAAUGAGAUCAGAAACACAAUCCUAAUGCAUCAUUCCUGGCUGGGAGGGUGCUGUAUGUAAUGGGAGUGCAUCCAGUCGGAACCUACUGAUGCCUUAUUUGGAACCUUUUUGGUUCAGUAUUUUAUGCCUUUUAUUUUUCUAUACCACUGGUUUUUAAUAGUUCAGGAUGUCUAGUUGUCCUCUGUGCACAUGACAAUUUUCUGAGCCUUUGGUUGUCUCUACAUGUCUGUCUGGGACAUCAAGAAGAGCCUUUGCUGAGCCUCUGUAUGGAGGAGUCGUUCAUUCUUUGAGCCAAAAUCUGCUCUCAAUUAGUUCAGUACCUCUUAAAAUAUUCCUGUAGCUGGAGGUGUGGGGGACUUUGUAAAGCAAGAGCAGAACUGGGUCCUUGAUGAAGUUUACAAAAGCACAUUUUAGCAGCUUUAGGGCAGUGUGGAAUACUGUUCAGUGGCAAAUUGUUUGAUUUGGAAUGAAGUUUAAUUAUCACCCUUGCAGCUGGUUGAUUUGUGGGAGGAUAGAGCAGAAUGCACAGGAACACUGAGUCUUCCUGCCUAAAUUUUCCACAUGUAGCAGGAGAGAGACACUCCUUCAGUAUCUUGGUGUAUAGGUGCUUUGCAUGGUUCUGAUGUUGAAAUGCAAGCCCUCUGUGUUGUAGAUACUGAAAUAAAGAGCUGUUAUACCAGA
Molecule: messenger RNA, 2009 nt
Organism: Calypte anna (Anna's hummingbird)
Lineage: Eukaryota; Metazoa; Chordata; Aves; Apodiformes; Trochilidae
Gene: RPIA
Product: ribose 5-phosphate isomerase A
Exons: 9
Coding region: 43-912 (289 amino acids)
Biological process (GO): D-ribose metabolic process; pentose-phosphate shunt, non-oxidative branch
Cellular component (GO): intracellular membrane-bounded organelle
Molecular function (GO): ribose-5-phosphate isomerase activity
Source: RefSeq, a predicted model, not a curated record